Molecule: messenger RNA, 2467 nt
Organism: Suncus etruscus (white-toothed pygmy shrew)
Lineage: Eukaryota; Metazoa; Chordata; Mammalia; Eulipotyphla; Soricidae
Gene: KLC4
Product: kinesin light chain 4
Exons: 16
Coding region: 108-1958 (616 amino acids)
Biological process (GO): axo-dendritic transport
Cellular component (GO): cytoplasm; kinesin complex; membrane-bounded organelle
Molecular function (GO): kinesin binding
Source: RefSeq, a predicted model, not a curated record
CUUCCUUUCCUUUCCUUUCCCUUCCCUUCCGGGCUCCAGCCUGUCCAAAGCGUCGUGGCCCUAGCCCAGGACACUGCGCUGAGAACAGUCCAGUUCCCCCAGCCAGGAUGUCAGGCCUGGUUUUGGGGCAGCGGGAUGAGACUGCAGGCUACCGGCUCAGCCAGGAGGAGAUCCUGGGCAGCACUCGGCUGGUGAGCCAAGGGCUAGAGGCACUCCACAGUGAACACCAAGCCGUGCUACAAAGCUUGUCCCAGACCAUCGAGUGUCUGCAACAGGGCGGCCAUGAGGAAGGACUUGUACAUGAGAAGGCUCGGCAGCUGCGCCGCUCCAUGGAAAACAUCGAGCUGGGGCUGAGUGAGGCCCAGGUGAUGCUGGCCUUAGCCAACCACCUGAGCACAGUGGAGUCUGAAAAACAGAAGCUCCGGGCUCAGGUGCGACGGCUGUGUCAGGAAAACCAGUGGUUACGGGACGAGCUGGCAGGCACCCAGCAGAGACUCCAGCAGAGCGAGCAGGCUGUGGCGCAGCUGGAAGAGGAGAAGAAGCACCUGCAGUUCUUGGGGCAGCUGCGGCAGUACGAGGAGGAUGGUCACUCGGGGGAAGAGAAAGACGGUGACUCCACCAAGGACUCCCUGGAUGAUUUGUUCCCCAAUGAGGAAGAGGAGGAGGAGACCAGCAAUGGAUUGUCCCGAGGCCAGGGCAGCCAGCACAGCGGCUAUGAGAUCCCAGCAAGGUUGAGGACUCUGCAUAACUUGGUGAUCCAGUACGCGGCCCAGGGGCGCUACGAGGUGGCUGUGCCACUGUGCAAGCAGGCGCUAGAGGACCUGGAGCGCACAUCAGGCCGAGGCCACCCUGACGUAGCCACCAUGCUCAACAUCCUGGCGUUGGUGUAUCGGGAUCAGAAUAAGUACAAGGAAGCUGCCCAUCUACUGAAUGAUGCCCUCCACAUCCGAGAGAGCACCCUGGGCCGAGACCACCCAGCUGUGGCUGCCACACUCAACAACCUGGCUGUGCUCUAUGGCAAAAGGGGCAAGUACAAGGAGGCAGAGCCGCUAUGCCAACGAGCCCUGGAGAUUCGAGAAAAGGUCCUGGGUGUUGAUCAUCCUGAUGUCGCAAAACAACUGAACAACCUAGCCCUGCUGUGCCAAAACCAGGGCAAAUAUGAGGCUGUGGAGCGCUAUUACCAGAGGGCUGUGGCCAUCUACGAGGCACAGCUGGGACUCGACAACCCCAAUGUCGCCCGGACUAAGAACAACUUGGCUUCCUGUUACCUGAAACAAGGCAAGUACAUGGAGGCUGAGAUGCUCUACAAAGAGAUCCUGACCCGCGCCCACGUGCAGGAGUUUGGGCCUGUGGAUGAGGACCACAAGCCCAUCUGGAUGCAUGCGGAGGAGCGGGAGGAAAUGAGCAAAGGCCGGCACCAUCGUGAAGCUGGCACCCCCUAUGCUGAGUACGGAGGCUGGUACAAGGCCUGCAAAGUGAGCAGCCCCACUGUGAACACCACACUGAGGAACCUGGGCGCGCUGUAUCGGCGCCAGGGCAAGCUGGAGGCAGCAGAGACCCUGGAGGAAUGUGCCUUGCGCUCCCGGAAACAGGGCACUGACACGAUCAGCCAGACCAAGGUGGCUGAGCUGCUCGAAGGGGACAGUGGACGGGCCUCCCAGGAAGGCCAAGUGGGCAGUGUGAAGUUUGAGAGAGGGGAGGAUGCCUCUGUGGCUGUGGAGUGGUCAGGGGAUGGCAGUGGGACCCUGCAGAGGAGCGGCUCUAUUGGCAAGAUCCGGGAUGUGCUUCGAAGAAGCAGUGAGCUCCUGGUCAGGAAGCUCCAGGGGACCGAGCCUCGGUCCUCCAGCAGCAACAUGAAGCGUGCAGCCUCCUUAAACUAUCUGAACCAACCCAAUGCAGCACCCCUCAAGGUCUCCCGAGGCCUUAGUGCCAGCACCAUGGACCUUUCCAGCAGCUGACAUCCAACCUCUUCCUCAGGGAUCUGUGGGGGUCCCCCACACCCCUCACAACAUUCUCUGUUGCUGCAGUUCCUCCAGCCCUGAGAAGGGCUGUGAAGUGAGGGGCAGUGAGCCAGGUCCACUGCUUCCCCAGGCUCUCUCCAGGAAUUUCCCUCAGGAAGGACCUUCAGGAUAUUCUCCCCGGCUUGGUCCUUUAGAGCAGCACUUCUCAACCCCCAAUAUGUAAGGGGAAUUCCCUAACAUAUUCCCUGAGGGUCACAGGUGAAAACUGUGUCAGGUGAGGCUCCAGCAAGAAACACAGGGGAGCCCUGGUAGGAUAGAGAGGGCCACAGGAAGGAAGCGAAGUGGGACAAAGGUUGAGAAAUGCUGUCUAGAGUAGUUUAAGCUCCGAGGCCCAUGGUCCAGAGAAGCAGGUUUGCACCUCCAGGAAGUGGCUGGGCCUGCCCUUGGCUCUCCAAGCCCCCCUCUGCCUCACUUCAGGUCCGACUAUUUCACUUUUCGUAAAUAAA